AUGUGGAACUUUAAGAAUACGAAAGGAGACACGUCUGAAAAAGCCAUGGAGUUUAUAGACACCGCUUAUUAUUACUAUUUAUCCAAAUUGGUUGAUAUGGUCGACACCUUCUUCAUGGCCUUCCGCAAGAAGAACUCUCACAUCUCAUUCCUUCACGUAUGGCAUCACAUAUCGCUUCCGUUCGCCGGUUGGCUAUUCAUGAAAUACAAUCCAUAUAUGCCAACGAUUUGCAUAAUUCCAAUAAUAAACACGUUUAUACACGUGAUUAUGUACUCGUACUACGGUUUGGCCGCAUUGGGUCCACAAAUGCAGAAGUACUUGUGGUGGAAGCGAUACAUCACUCAAAUACAGUUAAUGCAAUUCGUAUGUGUGAUGAGUUGGUUCGUUGUGGUCUAUUAUAAGCAAACAGAUCUGCCCAUCGGUUACAUGGCCUGCAAUUUUGGUAACGCUGUCUUCCUAUACCUAUUGUUUGCCGGUUUCUACCGGAGCUCAUAUACUAAGACAACAACCACUCAAACGUCAAUUAAAGCUCAAAAAACUCAAUAA
This is a messenger RNA of Medioppia subpectinata, 546 nucleotides long. NCBI's taxonomy places the organism in Eukaryota, Metazoa, Arthropoda, Arachnida, Sarcoptiformes, Oppiidae. The record is from the annotation of a GenBank genome assembly.